AUGGGCGUGAGCGUCAUCGGCCAACUCCGGGAGCAGGUCUCACCCUCCCAGACGCUGCAGCUCCGAGCUGUGGUGCGGAACGAGGAAGAGGCCUCGCGCUUACGCCUUGACAUGUGCGGCGCUGUGCUCCGCAACGGGACGCUCUUCCCUCUGCUCGACCUCCAAAAGGACCUACAUAUCGAGCUCUGCGUCGUGCCGGACGAUGCGGACGAGCAACAGGCCCUCGGCAAGGCGUUUGAGGGAGUGGACGUGGCCGUGCUGCUGUCGGCGGCGCACGCCGACUUCAUCUCAGCCACCCCAGCGGCGGCGAAGCGGGACGAGGCGCUCCUAUCGGCGGGAGGCCUGGACGCCGAUGGCCAGCCAGACGAUGGCAUCGAGACCGGGAGGCAGUACAUGGCGCGCGCCUCGAGUGAGUACCUGGCAGCGGUCGCAGAGUCGGGAGGCUCGGGGGUGAACGUGCGAGUUCCGCCGGUUGCCGGCGCGGCGGCGAAUAGGCGGCUGGGCACCGAGGUGGCGGCCGCGGCGUCGGCCUCCGGCAUGCGCCACGUCGUCCUCCGAUCGUCGAUGGGGGUUGCGGCGCUGCGGGCGGUGAGCGAGCCGAGCGGAGGCGGGGAGGCGGUCGAUGGGGCAGCGGAGCUGGCAGAGGCUGUAACGCGGAUGGGCGGUCCGGCGGCCAUAGCUGCGCAGGCGGACGCCGAGGCCGCGCUCCGCACGCGCUGCGGCCAGCGAGGCGUCUCGUACACUGUACUGCGGCUUGGGGCGCUCGUCGACAGCUCUGGCGGCGUGCCCCUCGCGUUCGGCUCGGGCGACCGGCAGCUUCUCGAGCGCGCGCGGCUGGUCGUCGAGGUGGUGCGGGACGGCCUGCCCGAGCUCGCCGACGCGACGGUCGACGUCGCUUGGGACGACAAGUGGGGGAUGAGCUCGGCGGGCAGGGAGGAGCCGGCGCGCACCGCCAGCCGCCAGGCCCUCGUCCCGGCAGCCGCGCGCGCGUCGGUCUCGAUGUCGGCGGCCAGGGCCUGA
Messenger RNA from Emiliania huxleyi CCMP1516, 1020 nucleotides. RefSeq lists its product as hypothetical. Lineage: Eukaryota; Haptophyta; Isochrysidales; Noelaerhabdaceae. The coding region runs from base 1 to 1020 and encodes 339 amino acids. The transcript has 4 exons. The record is from RefSeq and is a predicted model, not a curated record.